AGAGUUUAUGAAUGAAAAUUUAAUCUGAAAAAGAAGAAAAAUUUAUUUAGGCACUAAAAACAAAAUUAUUUUGAGCAGAGACGUUGUGGCAGACGCAUAAUUAAUCUGAUUGUUCAUUUGCUGCUUUUUUUUUUUGUAAUUUUCGGUUCUUUUCACAAUUACUGCAAUGAUUGUGCGUGUUAUUUGUCUCAGAGCGUGAGAGUGUGACCAAAGAAUGUGAAGAACAGAAGCAGCAACAGCAGAGCAGUAUAUUUGUUUUAUUUAGAACUUUAUCAAUUUCAAGGGUCGAAACGAAUUGGCAAAGAAUAACAGACGAAAACAUGAUUUUAAAAAAUGGUUUCCAACAGCAACAACAAGAUAACAAAGGCACCUUUGUUCAUCCACAUAAGUUAAGCCGUUUAAUUAGUAUUCGUAAUCGCACGAUUUCUAUUUAUAACUGUAAACAUACCUCCUACUCCCUCUCUUUGUGUUCCUCUUUAACGUAUACUACCGGUUAUUUAAGAAGAAAAACGUGUCAUGGCGGUUGUUGUGCGUGCGUAAACGUGCAUUUUGUACUUUUUGUUUUCAUUAAUUUGUUUUUAAAAUCGUGCUGUGGCCAGUUAUUAAUCAAUGUACAAAAUCAGGGCGGUGAAGUUAUACAGGAGAGCAUUACAUCUAACGUUAGCGAAGAUGUAAUAACUUUAGAGUUUCAAAAAACCGAUGGCACAUUAAUAACACAGAUCAUUGACUUUCGGAAUGAAGUUCGCAUACUUAAGGCUUUGGUAUUAGGCGAAGAGGAACGUGGACAAAGUUUAUAUCAAGUCAUGUGUUUCGUAACGAAAUUUAUUAAAGGUGAUUUUAUAUCAUCGGAUGCUAUGGCAAAACUAAGGCAAAAAAAUCCCAGUACGAUACGUAUACCGGAAGAAGAUAAGGGCAAAGAGGCCUUCAUAAUGACUUCAUGGGUACAUUUGAAUCGUUCGAUGGCCAUAUCGCGGCAUUUAAUGACCGUUUGCAGUGAAGCCUUGGAUGCCACAUAUAUCCGAAAUGUAGAUCUAAAAGCUUGGGCAGAAUUACCAGGUUCAUCUAUUUCUAAUUUGGAAGCAGCCACCGAGAAAUUUCCCGAUACCUUAACUUCACGUUGCAGCGAAGUUACUAGCCUUUGGGCGCCUUGUCUAUGUUCUUUAGAAACUUGCAUUGGUUGGUAUCCGUGCGGUUUGAAAUAUUGCAAAGGUAAACAAGGCGACUCGUCAGCAGCUGCUCAGACCAACUAUCGUUGUGGCAUUAAAACAUGCCGGAAAUGCAGUCAAUUUACUUAUUAUGUUCGGCAAAAACAACUAUGCCUCUGGGAUGAAUGACGAGAAAUGAAUACUAAAAGUACUUUAUGUACGAAUCUAAUCUUAUGCUCAGUGUACAAAAAUUUAAAGACAAUAACCAUCGAUAGGCCAUCAACUAUUAAGCCGACUGCUAUUGCCAAUGUUUUGUGGCAGAAUUUCUUUCACAAUAACUUCUACCGUUUCGUUAAUAUGUGGCCAAGUGUUGUCUUCUAUUUAGGUUCAUCGGAAUUUGCCGGAAAAAAUCAAGAUGAAAAUUCAAUUGCAAUGAAUAAUAAUUACAGAUAACCGUUGGGAGACUUUUAAUUUUAUGCGAAAACUAUCAACGAUAACCGAAUGAAAUUCAACGAAAAAUACGGCGAAAAGAAAUAAGCACAUGGACUACUUUUGGUGUGCGCGUGUGAAUGUGUGUAUAUAUUGAAUAUUACUUCUUUUUUUUUUUCUAAAUACUCUCUUAAAGCGUUAAGUUUCGAACAUAUUUUUGGCCUUUUUUUUCCUAAUUGAUGAAGAAUCCGGGCAGAUAAGUUGUUUGCACUUGGCAUGAAUUGAACGAGGGAAAGAAUGUAAGUAAUUUAGUAAAUCAAUCAUUUCCGAAGCACUAAGACUGAAUGCUCCACACUUUCGGUAUCUUCAUGUCGAAGCUUAUUGCUUAAUGGGAAAUAGAACAAAGGCUUCGAUGUUUGUGGUGCUGUAAAGUGCGUAGUUUAAAUUCAAUGUUCCGCUGACUUGUCAUUUCGUUUGCAAGCGAAAUAGAUAGUGCAGAAAUUGUAAUUUCGAAAUUCGUUAUCAACGUGUCUUAUUGUUCACACUUCAGAAGAAACAAAAAGAAACAAUUACGUGUUGUUUUAAAAGCUGCUGCAUGGCCUCGUUACGCGCCGAACAAAAAAUGAUUGCGUGGGUCACGAACUGUCAAAACAACAUUGAUUGUAUGCAUUUAAAUUUGGAUGAACAUAUCAUCUGCUUCGCGUUGUGCGUGAACGCAAAUUCUUGACAAACUUUUAAAAUUUCUCUGUGCGUCGUUUUUUGAUAGACACAACAGUGAUGUAUUCAUGAAAGCAAAAUCAAAUCGCACGGUUCAUUUCCCAAGCACUAUAUGAUUUUAGAGCAUUGUGCCCAGCACUUUAGAUGGAAAAACCGAGUUGGAACGGUGUUAUAUAAGAAUUGCGCGAAGCUUGAUCGCUAAAAGGGGAGCUUUGUAUUUUCGAAUACAUAUUUUGUUUUUCAAAUUUAAAAUUAUGGGUCAGCUGUUUGUAAGUGAGACAAUUACAGCCGUUUUCUCCUACAAAUGUAACUCUGAGCAAUCAAUAUUAAAACAUAUCUUGAGCUAUUUAGCUUUCGGCUGAUUUGAUAGCUAUGAGAUUAUGUAUCUCGCAGAUAUUGGGCGUACGCGAUGAAAAGAACUCAUAACUCGAAAAUGAAACUUAAUAUUCGCGUUACCUGCAGUAGGUUUAAAAAUUUCUCAAAAAAAUUGUAGACUAAUGCAUAUUUCUAUUACAGCGCUUCAGUCGUUGUACAUGUGCCAAUUUAUUAAGACAUUGCCCAUAUACUUUGUCUUCAAUUUUUCAGAUUUCUUGGUAUUAGCUCUUGUCGUAGAACACGCUCCGGGCCAACGUCCGGAAAGUAAGUUGGGCAUUUCCACAAUUGUUGAUCGUAUAGAGGUUAGGGAGUUGCAAAAACAUUUAAUUCUGACUGAAAGUUCAGGACAAACUUUUAAAAAAAUAAAAAAUGUUUGCAGCUCUGAAAAGUUUAAGAAAUAUAACAUUUGAGAGCUAUGCACCUCACACAUGUCAAAAAUUUGCUGAGGAUAUUGAGAGAAGACUCACGUAAAACUCUAUAGAAAAUGAAAAUUUUUAGUUUAAAAAUUUUUUUGAAUAAUACGAGCGAUUAAAAAAAUUAAGAGAUUGGGAGCCAUAUGAAGUCGAAACAUAUUAAAUACGCCUGUAAAGAGGAUAACGAAAGAGCUCUAUAUAUGAAGACAUCGAAAAAGCUCUGCAUUGUGUCAAGAUAGUAGUUGUUUUCCAACCGAGAGAAAAUCGCAAACAAGCUGCAAUUCACAAUUCUUAAGCAGAAACGAAAUGAAAAUUCUUUAUAGUUACUGUUCAUCACUGUAAAUGAUCAUUGAAUAGACUUUACGUAGCAUGCAGGCUUCUUUUCUUUGGUAGUAGAAGGAACUUUAGCGUGAAGCUUUGAAAAUAGGUUUCAUUUUAGUCUGUCUUUCGACGGAAUGUCAAAAAAUUGUGCCAAACAUAGGGCUGAGUUUAUAGUACAACAUCGUCCAUUUUUUUUUUUAAAGACUGGUCUGCAUGACAAAAUGAUAGUAAGUGCUUUCUGUCAACCAACUUACCUGCCUAGCUAUCUUUACAUUAACAAGAAACCUAACAUUUUUGGUUAUCUUCUCUAAAAUGUGGCCUUAGAAUAUAAAAUAAAAAAAAUAAA
Glossina fuscipes is the source of this 3746-nucleotide messenger RNA. It is a transcript of the gene oaf, whose product is annotated as out at first protein. The transcript has 5 exons. The coding region runs from base 321 to 1334 and encodes 337 amino acids. Lineage: Eukaryota; Metazoa; Arthropoda; Insecta; Diptera; Glossinidae. The record is from RefSeq and is a predicted model, not a curated record.